Molecule: messenger RNA, 1556 nt
Organism: Medicago truncatula (barrel medic)
Lineage: Eukaryota; Viridiplantae; Streptophyta; Magnoliopsida; Fabales; Fabaceae
Exons: 5
Coding region: 249-1295 (348 amino acids)
Source: RefSeq, a predicted model, not a curated record
UUCUAUUCUUUAGAAACUCUUGCAGUAUUUAUUGCUUAGCAUCAAAAUAAUUUUAUUUUUCGACAGUGACUCUCUUCCAGUUUCAAAUUGGAAAAUUAAUAAAAAUAAAUUAAUUAAUUCAUUGUUUGUAGUUGGUUAUCGUUAAAACGCAAUUUCAAAUCUGGUGUUUAACGUUACCCUCUCACCACACUCAUACACACAUACACAUUCACGAUUUUACACGCGCAUCAUUUCCUUGCUCACAGAGAAUGCAGAAACCUACCAGAAACUCUCAAACAUGUACCAACGGUAUUCUAACAUGGCCAGAAAACUCUUCUCCGGUCGCCGCCGUCACCGGCCACCGCUCUCAUCAGCCUUCAGAUGAUAUCGGUGACGUUCUCCGUGGCAAAAAGGUCUCCGAAAAUGAAGCACAAAAUUUAGCCAAAUGGAAACCAAGCUCGGGGUAUUCUAGAAUGAAAGAGGCGACCGGAAGUGGUAUAGUUUCGGCAAAUGCUGAGGAUACUGCAUCAAAAGCCAAUGCUGCAAAUUCUAAACACAGUGGUAUAUUUUCGACAAAUGCUGAGGAUGCCACGUCAGAAGCCAAUACAGGCAUACGCGUAUACCAGCAAGCAAUGAAUGGAAUUAGUCAGAUAUCAUUCAACAACGGUGAAGAAAUCAUUUCUCCUAAGAAGCCAACCUCUUUACCUGAGGCAGCAAAGCAGCGUGAACUUGGUGGAACAUUGCAAAAUGAACCAGGCACAAAUAGUAAGAAACUGAUGUCAAGUUCCAAGACCAAGGAGAUCGGUGGAAAUGAUAUAUUUGGCAUUCCUCCUGAAAUUGUGCCCCGUUCAUUGGCUGCUGUGCACACUCCGGAUUCAAAAGUUUAUAAAGCUGCUGGUGUCCGAAGUAAAGUUGUGUCUGGUGAAGAAUCAGCUCAGAAGACCUCAAGGAAAAUACAUGACCAGAAGUUUGCAGACCUUACAGGCAAUGAUAUUUUCAAGGGAGAUGUUACUCCAGGAUCAGUGGAAAAGCCUACGAGCAUGGUGGCUAAACUUAGAGAAAUGGCUGGUAGUAACAUAUUUGCUGAUGGAAAGGCAGAAAACAGAGACCGUUUACUAGGCAACCGCAAACAUGCUGGUGGAGGAAGCAACAUAUUUUCUGAUGGAAAGGCAGAAAACAGAGACCGUUUACUAGGUGCUCGCAGACAUGCUGGUGGAGGAAGCAACAUAUUUGAAGACGGAAAGGCCGAAAACAGAGACCGAAUACUAGGUUCCCGCAGACCCCCUGGUGGAGCAAGCAGCAUUGUCCUGGAUUAAACUUUAUUUUAAAUUUCCUCCAAAUCACUGUAUAGGUAUUACGAAUUCCUCUGAACUCCCAUGUUUUGAUUGGAAGGAUCGGGUUGUUGGAUUGUUGACAUUGUAUAGUGAUGCAGUGUAACUGGUUUGUGUUACCAUAAUGGGUGCAAUUGGUUAUUUAUUUAUUUAUGUUUUAUUUAUUCUUGUGAUGACAAAUGGUUAUUUAUUUUGAUGUACACAUCUGCGUUAAGAUUUUAUUUCUUGUGAUAAGAAUUUACUAAA